Messenger RNA from Limulus polyphemus (Atlantic horseshoe crab), 1712 nucleotides. RefSeq names its product cardioacceleratory peptide receptor-like. Gene Ontology annotation, cellular component: membrane. NCBI's taxonomy places the organism in Eukaryota, Metazoa, Arthropoda, Merostomata, Xiphosura, Limulidae. The transcript has 7 exons. The record is from RefSeq and is a predicted model, not a curated record. The annotation marks the transcript as partial. Gene Ontology annotation, molecular function: vasopressin receptor activity. Gene Ontology annotation, biological process: G protein-coupled receptor signaling pathway.
AAUUUAGUAAUAAAAGAUAAGUUGGACUGUGAUCUUUAUGUACUUAACUCAUGUUGUAUUUUCCUUUUACAGACGGAACAAGUCACAUUUAUGUGGGUAAUUUUUACAAUGAUCGUCUUCGGCAACAGUUAUGUUUUAGUAACAUUGUUACUAUCAAAAAACAGAAAAUCAAGGAUGAAUUUCUUUAUCAUACAUUUAGCUUUAGCAGACUUGUCCGUUGGAUUGAUCCAGGUUCUGGCGGAUGUUAUUUGGAGGAUGACAGUGGACUUUCAUGGAGGGAAGGUUGUCUGUAAACUUGUCCGCUAUUUACAGGUGAUGGUAACCUACUCCUCAACCUAUAUGCUAGUAGCUCUGAGUAUUGAUCGUUAUGAUGCCAUUACCCACCCCAUGAAGUUUCGAGGGAGCUGGAAACGAGCAAGGAUUCUGGUGAUGUUAGCUUGGGGUUUAAGCAUGUUAGCCUCUAUCCCAGCAAUUUUUCUAAAUGAAGACUUGUUAAUUAAAGGUCGUGUGCAAUGUUGGAUUGACCUCAACCCGUGGCAGUGGAAGACUUAUCUAAUGCUGGUAGCGAUGUCUUUAUUCUUUCUGCCUGCCUUAAUUAUCUCUACUUGCUACACUGUGAUCGUGUAUACCAUUUGGUCUAAGAGCAAAGAUAUGGGAUACCCGAAAAUCCAGAGCAGUUCCGUUCUUUCCAAAGAUAGCACAGUCCGACAGAAGGCUUCCAUUGACAGCGAUAGUGACAACAGAAGAGCGAGUUCUAGAGGAAUAAUUCCAAAGGCAAAAAUCAAAUCUGUAAAGAUGACUCUUGUGAUUGUAUUUGUAUUCAUACUUUGCUGGAGCCCAUACUUCAUAUAUGACUUACUUCAAGUAUACGGAUUCAUUCCCAUCAACCAGACACUGAUUGCUAUCUCAACGUUCAUUCAGGCGUUAGCUCCCCUGAACAGCGCUGCCAAUCCCAUUAUUUACUGUUUAUUCUCCACUCCUCCGUGUAAGAAUUUCAAGAAACUGGAGAAAAAUUCCACCGUAAACAAGGGCAAAAACAAAUCAGUUCACUUGUUUACGACGGUCCCUGCCGAUUCGAGAAGGCAACAUGGUAAGACUCAUACAUGACUGGAUAUCAUCAGGGAUUGGAUGUGCAGGUGACACCGAGGGAAAGUCUCUACAAACGAGAAAGAGAGAUUCUCCUUUCCUUUAAAACUCCAUAAACGUGAAAUUGAUAUUUUUGAUCCUAUAAUGAUGAAGAAAUUGGAAAUUUAUGGUUAGUCGUUCCCAUGCGACUGUUUCAAUCAAAUAACUAAAAGUGAUUUGGAGUUAUCAGAAUGGAAACUGGAGAGCUGAUAUCAUGAAAAAUGCUAUUGUCGACCAAUAUAGCCCCCCCCCCCAGUGGUUCAGCAAUAAACUUAAAGCCUUGUAAUGCUAACAUUUGGGGCUGUGGAGCAGCACAGAUUGUCUAUUGUACAGCUUGGGACUUAAAUUAUUUGUAAUUAUUAAACAACUAGUAGAGAUAUUAGAAAGCUUUAUUAACAUAAAUGUGUCUUAGGUGUUCAAAAGAUGUCUGCGGUUAUUUUAAUCAAUAGUUGAGGUAUUUUAUGAAACGCAUAUCUGACAGGUAGCAUAUCAAAUCUCAAUCAAUAACAAAAGGAAAUCCUCAAUAGCCGCGGCUAUAAUUAGAUCUGAAAUCGGUCAAUAGAUGGAGCUAUGAGCUAAAGGUUUGU